GCGAGAAUAAAUGGCGACCAGACCUUACUUUGUUGCAAAAAAUUAUAAAUUUGACCCUUUAUUUUACCCCAUUUUGGCGUGUUUUGUAUGCAUACAAGCCAACCCAUUGCUAGGCCAGGAGUCAGAGAGUCAUCCCAGCUGGGAUUCUGUGCCAAUUUGAGGCUUCAUCCAUCCGAAAGAAUGAAAUAAUGAAUCUGGACUCCCAUUCGUUGGCCUUGUCUCAAGUCACGAACCUUGUGAGCAAUUUGACGAAGAAAAACUACAAGCAGAGUGUCUCGGAACUUUCCCGUCUUGUCAGCCAGCAGGGGCCCGAAGGGGACAGGCAUCUGCUGCGCUGCCUCUUCUCAUACGUCGACUUCAGCGGUGAUGGUAAAAACGCCACCAAGGAAUUCCACCAGCUGCACGUUCAGUUACUCACUCAGGAGUGCACCGCACUCUUUGCCAAGCCCAACUUUGUUUGUACCCUGUGCCACGCCCUCGACAACCCCCUCCAUCAGCAGAAGAGCCUCAAGCCUUCAGCACAGCUAUUUUCCCAGAUCAGCAAGGUCUUGAAGCUAAGCCGUGUCCAGGAAGUUGUCCUAGGCCUGGCCCUUACCCACUCCUCCAAGGCGGACACACGAACUCAUGCUUUGCAGUUUGUCAAGCAGAAACUGCCAGACUUACUGCGGUCGUACAUAGAUAGUGACAUACGCAGCCCACAGGAGGGCGGUCUCGCGGACGUCUCUGCCGAGGUCUUGCACCUGCUGCUGACCCACCUGCUCCACAGCUCUAAGGACCAGUUGGGCAUUGCCCCACCCCAACGAGAAGCAUUCCUCAAGACAAUCACAAAGGACUUUCCUCCGGACCAGGUUCCUGUGGUCCUUGUGCCCCUUCUGUACAGUGACACGCAGGAUAUCAGGAUGGAUAGGAUCGUUAACGACAAUACCAACCUGCCUAAAGGAGUGAUGGACAUCUCCCUGGCCGACAUGAUGCAGGAGAUCGGCUACAGCUGCUGCGCCACCAUGGACGAGUGCCGCAAGACCCUGGUCCAGUAUGGUGUUGGCAGCCUGACUGCCUCAGCAGUGGCCCGCGUCAUCGGCAUGAUGGCCAAGUCGCACACGGGCCUGACAGAAAACAUGCCCCUACAGGCCAUCACAGGCAACAGCGUCUGGAGCGAAGGCAAGGACAAGGCAGAGCCUGGCGUCCAGCCCCUAGUCCCCACCACCUGGAACGUGGAUGUCUUUGUAGAGGUGGUCAAGGACCUGGCCCCACACCUGAACUUCCGGGAGGUGCUCUUCGAGCUGGACCACCCGGGCUUCGUUCUGAAGGACGCCCAGGGCCUGCGCCUGGUCAAGAAUGCGCUCCUCCGAGGACUGCAGGGACUGAAGGAGGCGUCCCCCAUCGACGCGCUGUACAGGGUGUGGAAGAACACGGAUGGACAGCUGUCUUGGAUUCAACUGGCCUUGGCCAAUCCGGACGUCUUCUGCUUUGCCGACUAUCCUUGCCACCAAGUGGUCAUCGACAUCCUGAAAGCGCAGCCGGAAGAAGACAACAGAGAGGUGGCAACAUGGAAGUCGCUGGAUCUCGUCGAGACCCUACUGAAGCUGGCCGAGGCUGGCAAGUACGAUCAGGUCAAGAAUCUCUUCAACUUUCCCAUCAAACAUUGUCCCGACAUGCUGCUCCUUGGACUCCUACAAGUUCAGCCAAUGUGGACAACACUGCGACAUGAGCUCAUCUCCACCUUAAUGCCCAUCUUCCUUGGUAAUCAUCCCAACUCUGGCAUCGUGCUGCACUACGCAUGGCAUGGACAGGGUCAGUCGGUGACCAUCCGUCAGAUUGUGAUGCACUCCAUGGCGGAGUGGUACAUGCGAGGGGAGAACGACCAGACUCGUCUCUCCCGCAUCCUGGACGUGGCCCAGGACCUCAAGGCUCUGUCUCUGCUCCUCAACGCCACACCCUUUGCCUUUGUCAUUGACCUGGCCUGCCUGGCGUCCAGGCGGGAGUACCUGAAGCUUGACAAGUGGAUGACGGACAAGAUCAGGGAGCACGGGGAGCCCUUCGUCCAGACCUGCGUGACAUUCCUGAAGCGCCGCGCCCCCCAGGUGAUAGGCGGCCUGGCCCCAGAGCCCAAGGAACUACCAGGGGGAGGCAAGACGGGCGUCCUGCCUCCAGAGACCAUAGGCACCAUGCUGGCCUGUCUGCAAGCCUGCGCAAGUUCGGUUGCCCCUGAGCUAGCCGAUACCAUCAUGACCAUGGUAGCCAACUGCUCCAAUCUCCUCAAGUCCAGGCCACCGCCGGGCGUCAUCAAGUCCCAGGUUGGCAUCUCGUCACUCUCCCCUGGCAUAGGACCUCAGAUGGAGGCAAUGGGUGGCAUGUCUGGACUUGGCAACACGACACCGACCACUCCUGGAAUCCACAACUUCCCAAACAAUCCUCUCAGCUCCGCCUUCGGUAACAUCCAGUCAGCGGCUGCUGCAGCUGGCUCUCAGAAGCCGUUCCCUCCCUUGACUGGGGGGACAAUGGGCGGCAGCUCACUGGGUGGAAGUGCCCUUGGUAGCGGGAGUCUAGGGUCCAGCAGUCUGGGUGGAGGGUUGGGGUCAGGGGGUCUGGGCUCCUCGGGAUUCGGAGGGGGCUUAAGUGCCAAUGGGCUGGGCGCGGGCUCCGGGAGCAGCCUUGGGGGCAGUCUUGGGAGCGGGUUCGGCAGCAACUCCACCGGAGGGUUUGGCAGUGGUUCCAGCCUGGGCGGCAGCUUUGGGGGAAGCUCGGCCGGUGGCUUCGGAUCCAGCUCGGGCUCGGGUCUUGGUGGAGGGUUUGGGAGCUCCUUGGGGAGCGGGCUUGGCGGGGGACUCGGUGGGGGGUUGGGCUCUGGUGGGCUUGGAGGAGGCCUGGGUGGGAGCCUAGGGAGCGGGUUUGGGAGCGGCCUGAGUGGCGGCUUAAGCAGUGGACUAGGGGGAACGUUAGGAGGUGGGCUGGGUAGUGGUCUCAGUGGUGGACUAGGAGGUGGUCUUGGAGGUUUGAGUGGAGGCACCAACAUCCAAUCAAACCCACAUGAACUUCGAGGAAACAGUACCCUUCCAUCUGUAGCAGGGGACCCCUUCGGCAGGCAAGCAGGUAGCAGUACGCCCGGAUCAGGGUUUGGGAACCAGACCCAACCUGCCAUCAACCAGCCAGCCAAGUCCAACACUGGUGCCAUCAAACCAGGUGACAUCUCCAACAUCUGGCCUGAGCUGAGCCAGACCUUUGCACAGGAAAUCGACGACGAGGCCAACGGCUACUUCCAGCAGAUCUACAACCAGCCGCCCAAUCCCGUCAUGUCGGUGGACGAGGUCCUGCAGAUGCUGAAACGAUUCAAGGACUCACAAGUCAAGAAGGAGAGGGAGGUCUUCAUGUGCAUGCUGCGUAACCUUUUUGAGGAGUACAAGUUCUUCCCCCAGUAUCCAGAGAGAGAGCUUCUCAUCACGGCUUGUCUCUUUGGCGGCAUCAUUGAGCAGGGACUAGUGACGUACAUGGCCCUAGGUAUCGCCCUUCGCUACGUCCUAGAGGCUCUACGUAAGCCCCACGGCAGCAAGAUGUACUACUUCGGCAUUGCAGCGCUGGAUAAAUUCAAGACGCGCCUGAAGGACUAUCCCCAGUACUGCCAGCAUCUCUCCGCAAUUCCUCACUUUGGGGAAUUCCCGCAACACCUGACGGAGUAUGUCCAGUUUGGUGUGAUGUCUAGAGAUCCACCUCAGCGCGUCCCUACACCCUCCAGCACGGCGGCCACGACAGCAUCAACGGCCGCCACGGUUGUCGCCACCACGCUGUCCACCUCAAACGCCACCAGCACGGCCCCCACCACAACCACCGCCGCGGUCACCAAGCCUGCUACCAAGGCCGGCACAACAGCGCCAUCCAUUGCCAACACAACCAACAUCGACACCCUCUUGGUGGCUACACCCAAGGACGAGGUUAUUAAUGAGCCUCCAGAGAGUGUGCAGGACAAAGUCGCUUUUAUCUUCAACAAUCUCUCCCAGUCCAACCAACCACAGAAGUGUGAGGAGUUGAAGGAACUGAUCACGGAGGACUACCUCGAGUGGCUGUCCCAGUACAUGGUCAUGAAGCGGGCCAGCAUCGAAAUGAACUUCCACCCCCUCUACUCCAACUUUGUGGACCAGCUCAAGAAGGGAAACUUGAAUGACCUCUUGAUCAAGGAGACACUGAGGAACAUCGAGGUCUUGCUCAGCUCGGACAAGAGUGAUGCCAACUUCUCCGACCGUACCCUCCUGAAGAAUUUGGGCCACUGGCUGGGGAUGCUGACGCUGGCCAAGAACAAGCCCAUCUUACAAAUCGACCUAGACCUGAAGUCCCUGAUCCUGGAGGCCUACCACCUGGGCCAGCAAGAGCUGCUCUACGUGGUGCCGUUCGUGGCAAAGGUCAUGGAAUCCUGCCACAAGAGCCGGGUCUUCAAGCCACCCAACCCCUGGACCAUGGCCAUCAUGGGCGUGCUGGUGGAGCUCCACCAGGAGCCCAACCUCAAGCUCAAUCUCAAGUUUGAGGUGGAGGUGCUGUGCAAGAACAUGGGCCUGGAUAUUGCUGAUGUCAAGCCGAGCAACUAUCUCAGGGAUUAUGCCAACCUGGCGCAUCUCAAGGAGAAGCUCUCAGGUUCCAAGAAGGGGAUUGAGGAGCCAAAGGCUGUCCCUGUAGCCCAGCAGGCCAGUGUGCCCCCCAACACCAGCACGCCGGUGCCCACCAGCACCGGUUCCAUGGCCUCCCUGGUGACGGACACCAUGCCCACUCCGGCCAUGUCCACCGUGACCACGCCAACAGUGGUCCCGACCUCGGGUGCGCCCGCUACACCCCAGACGGCCACUCCCGUGCCCCAGUUCAGCUUCCACGAUCUGAACACAACAUCACUGUCUGGGGUGGCUCCUCACAUUGCCAUCAAUGCGCAGAUACCCCUGUUUCAGCAGCAUCCGCAGCUCCGCAGCUGUGUGCGGCCCAUCCUGGAGAGAGCAGUCCAGGAACUAGUCCACCCCGUGGUGGACCGCUCCAUCAAGAUUGCCCUGACGACUUGCGAACAGAUUGUCAGAAAGGACUUUGCCUUGGAUCCCGAAGAGAACCGCAUGCGCAUCGCCGCCCACCACAUGGUGCGUAACCUGACGGCUGGCAUGGCGAUGAUCACGUGUCGUGAGCCUCUCCUGACCAGCAUCAGCAACAACUUCAAGACGGCCUGUAUCACUGCUCUGAAGGGAGGCACCGCUCAGACCAAGGAGUUGAUUGAGCAGGCUGCCACCGUGGUGGCCCAGGAGAACGUAGAGCUGACCUGCUGCUUCAUUCAGAAGUGUGCCGUGGAGAAAGCCAUCCCAGAAAUGGAUAGACGUCUGGCAACGGAGAUUGAGCUGCGCAAGCAUGCUCGCAACGAGAAUCGGCGCUACUGCGAUCCGGUCGUGUUGACAUACCAGGCUGAGAGAAUGCCAGAACAGAUCCGUCUCAAGGUCGGUGGUGUGCCGGCUGGCCAAAUCGCCGUCUACGAAGAAUUUGCCCGCAGCAUUCCUGGAUUCCAGCCAACACCCGAGGCUAAUCAGCCACCUGGAUUCCUGGUUAAACCAGUACAGCAAUCCUACGCCACGGACGAGAUCACCCAGAUCUACGACAAGUGCGUCUCGGAGAUCGAGCAGCACCUGCACGCCCUGAUCCAGUCCUCCUCGGCCCAGAGCCAGCAUGUGCAGGUGCUUCAUACCCUGCUGGAGGCGGUGGUCCUGGCCAGGAACUCGCGGGAGAUCGUCACAGCCCUGGCUCUCCUGCAGAAGGCUGUGGAAGGCCUUCUGGAGGGCUACACCCCACAGACAAUGGAGCCGGAGCUGGCCCUGCGAUACCGUGACUGUCACAUACUGGUGCUGAAAUCACUUCAAGACCAACGGGCCUAUGGCCCUCAGUGGACCAAUAAGCAGGUUACUAGAGUCGUGUGCGAAACGCGUAGUGACCAUAAGUACAACCUAGACGCCGUGGAGCAGCUCUUCCGAGCCCACCUCAUGAAUAUGCAGACCUUUGACAUGCAACUGGCCCAGUCAAUGGAGAAUGGCCUCAACUACACGGCAGUGGCCUUUGCCAUGAAUGUCGUCCGCCGCUACCUGAUUGAAGAGAAACAGAGCAACAUCUUGAAUGAGGCUGACCUGUUCAACACCUUGCACAUCCUGGCACGCAUCGCUAACCAGACGCCUAACCCACCUGAAGGUCUGCAACACCUGAUUGAGGUGGUCCGCCAGAACCACGACCCCGCCUUCUUGGACAAAGCCCCCGGGGGACCCACCUCUAUGAUGCACUCGGGCAUCUCCCAGGCCAGGGAGUUUGACGACCCGCCAGGCCUGAGGGAGAAGACAGAAUACCUCCUGAGGGAGUGGGUCAACAUGUACCACUCGCCGGCCAGCGGCAAGGACAGCACCAAGGCCUUCUCGGCUUUUGUCAACCAGAUGCACCAACAGGGCAUCCUCAAGACAGACGACCUGAUCACCCGCUUCUUCCGCAUCUGCACGGAGCUGUGCGUGGACCUGUGCUACCGGGCUUUGGCUGAGCAGGCAUUGACCCCAACCCUGACCAGAGCCAAGUGCUUCCACACCCUGGAUGCCUUCGUCCGCCUGAUAGCCCUCCUUGUCAAGCACUCUGGGGAUGCCAGCAAUGCCGUGACCAAGAUCAACCUUCUUAACAAGGUUCUGGGCAUCGUAGCCGGCGUCCUCCUUCAAGACCAUGAGGUGCGUAAUACGGAGUUCCAGCAGCUGCCCUACCAUCGCAUCUUCAACAUGCUCCUCCUGGAACUCAACGCUCCCGAACAGAUCCUGGAGGCCAUCAACUACCAGAUCAUGACAGCCUUCUGCAAUGCCUUACACGUCUUGCGGCCUUCCAAAGCACCAGGCUUUGUCUACUCCUGGCUGGAGCUGAUCUCUCAUCGUAUCUUCAUUGCAAGGAUGCUGGCCAUGCUGCCCCAGCAGAAGCAAGGGUGGCCCAUGUACGCCCAGCUCCUGAUCGACUUGUUCAAGUUCAUGGCACCAUUCCUACGCAGUGCUGAGCUGCCCAAGUACACAGCACUACUUUACAAGGGCUGUUUGAGGGUUCUGCUGGUCCUCCUCCACGACUUCCCCGAGUUCCUCUGCGACUACCACUACGGCUUCUGCGACGUCAUCCCACCCAACUGCAUCCAGAUGCGCAACCUGAUCCUGAGUGCGUUCCCUCGCAACAUGCGGCUGCCCGACCCCUUCACCCCCAACCUGAAGGUGGAGAUGCUGACGGACAUCACCCAGCCGCCCCGCAUCAUGACCAACUUUGCCGCCAUGAUACAGCCGGCUUCCUUCAAGAAGGACCUGGACUCGUACCUCAAGACCCGCAGCCCUGUAACGUUCCUCUCGGAGCUGCGCAGCCACCUGCAGGUGUCGCAGGAGCCUGGCCAGCGCUACAACACGGCGCUGAUGAAUGCCCUGGUGCUGUACGUGGGCUCGCAGGCCAUCGCCUACAUCCAUAGCAAGAACAGUACCCCCUCCAUGAGCACCAUCCCCCACUCCUCCCACAUGGACAUCUUCCAGAACCUGGUGGUGGACUUAGACACGGAAGGGCGGUACCUUUUCCUGAAUGCAAUAGCCAACCAGCUGAGAUAUCCCAACAGCCACACCCACUACUUCAGUUGUACCCUCCUGUAUCUCUUUGCCGAGGCCAACACAGAGGCUAUGCAAGAGCAGAUCACCAGGGUGCUACUGGAGCGAUUGAUAGUGAAUCGACCACACCCUUGGGGCCUUCUCAUCACCUUCAUCGAUCUCAUCAGGAAUCCCAGCUUCAAGUUCUGGAAUCAUGAGUUUGUCCACUGCGCACCGGAGAUCGAGAAAUUGUUUGAGUCAGUCGCCAGGAGUUGCAUGCAGCAGAAAAGCCAGGCCCCCGUCAUGAAUCGAGAGCAGGUGGAGGCCCACGAGUAGUCAUCGCCCGCUCUCCCUCUCCGUCAACCUCCUGGGUCAGGACCACCCCGUCUUACACCAGGACAGAAGAACAGUGAUGUGAAAUAUCUAUGCAGCCAUGUGUUCAGCCGCUGUGCAGCUGGGCACGUAGGCUGUAUAUGAAUUAUGUACAGAUGUAUUUAAUUAGAGGUCUUUGCAAUGUGUUGAAGCAGCUAACGGUGAUGUGACUGAUGGCUCCACGCCCAGAAGAUCGAAUUUGGAUUACAAAUUGUUUAUGGAUAUUAGGGACCAUCCGCUAUUCUAAGAUUGGUUUCUGAAAAGUUGAAGGAGAACACAAUUUUUGAUGUAGGCAUCCAUAUCGGUUCCAGGCUUGUGUUCAAAGUAGUCAGGCACCAAUUGUGUGACGUCACAUUGCUAUUAAAGCCAAUAUGGGGGAACUAGACACCUCGGUUCAAAUGUUUCGAGGGGACGUCAAGAGAUGGGCCCAAUUCGUCUCUUGUCAAACAAGGGGCUGUUAGGAAAAAUAGUUUCCAACAAACAACUUGCCGAUCCUCUGGAAGGGGAGACUGAAUCUCUUGGCAUAUCACUGACAUUAUAAUUGUUACUCUCUUAGAAUUACACUCUAAAUCAAAAAAAGGGUCGUAUAUCAGAGAAAGUCCUUUUUGUACGACCAGUUUCUGGAGUAUCCAUAACAGCAAAGUUUGAAUUUCUCUUAUUGUUACUGAUCCUCGUUUUUGGUUGAAGUGGUAUUGCAUCGGAACAAAGAGUGAUUAUAUGCACAAUGAACUACAAGAAAAGCACCCAAUUGUUGCCUUACUGAACAGAUAUAACUAGUGAAUAACUACAGCGUUCCAUCAGAAGGGCUCAUUCAAUGAAGAACUUUUUUCAAAACUCAGCUUUUUGCCAUUAUCUUUUUCCCUUCCAGCUCACUUAGAACUCCAAGGAAGGGAAGCCUGCAGUUUCCUAAAAGCCACAAGGGUAUUAUAUAGGUCUGUAGGACCUUUUGUUCUUUUUGCGGCUAGGAAGCCCCUUCAACAUUUUUUGGUCGGUUCUAAUUCUCGUACAAUUCAAUAGAAUGAGAGUGGCCACAUCCUUCCCCUUUUAAGGGGGCGAUAUUGCAGGGUGUCUGUAAUGUGAAGUUGGAAACCACGAAGGUAUGGAGGGCUUAAACUUCUAGCUCUUUCAAUUUUGACGUUGGCAUCAGAAUUGCUCUUUUUUCAAGAACUGAUUUUAUGAGUUUUUACUUUGAGUGCCAGAGUAUAAAUCGUCCAUAUUGGACCAGCCGCAUUGCACAGUAAUGCAAGCAGUAUCUGAGCGAUUACCCUCCUGAAUUUCAACAGAACCACUUCUUCCCCCAAGGAGGUUUCCCAAAAUUUAUGUAGUGGCAAGAUUUUCCUUGAUUUCAGUCAGUGCAUUGCAUUGCAACUCUUAUGGAAUGGUUUGGGGUUUUUUUUUCCGGUGACUGUCAGAGUAGAAGCGUCGAAGAGAGAACAUUUUGAAUUUCUUGCACAUGAUUAGUCAUUUUCUUAAAGUUAUACUCCUCAGUCUUGUAGCCUUAACACAAAGCACGUGGAAAGGAACCACUGAAGAUGGAAGAUCUCGUUUCAAAUUUGAACUUCAGAAGAAAUGUGUGUACCCUCAUGUAUCGACGCAAGAAACGUCAGUGGUCAUAAUUUUCUGUUGGGCCUUCAAGAUGGAAGGCUCAGAGUAUUGUGUGCCUUGUUCAUUGCACACCAACAAGGCGGUGUUAAGUAUCAAAGGAUUAUGGGAUACCAGUGUAUCUCCGAAGUCGGUCAUUUUUGGUAUUGAUGAAAAUCAUAAACUUUUGUCUCAAAGAUCGCUAGCCACGUAAUGGCCUAUUGGUGAAUCGGGCCUUUGAUUCCAUUUUGAUAACCAACUUGUUCGUGAGUCCUGUAUAUUUAAGACCUUGAACGUAUAUAAUUGUCUGCUUCAUAUUUGACAAAUAAAAACAGCUUUACUGAUUCA
Messenger RNA from Acanthaster planci (crown-of-thorns starfish), 9881 nucleotides. It is a transcript of the gene cnot1, whose product is annotated as CCR4-NOT transcription complex subunit 1. Gene Ontology annotation, biological process: negative regulation of translation; nuclear-transcribed mRNA catabolic process, deadenylation-dependent decay. Gene Ontology annotation, molecular function: molecular adaptor activity. Gene Ontology annotation, cellular component: P-body; CCR4-NOT core complex. The record is from RefSeq and is a predicted model, not a curated record. NCBI's taxonomy places the organism in Eukaryota, Metazoa, Echinodermata, Asteroidea, Valvatida, Acanthasteridae.